Pocillopora meandrina is the source of this 18329-nucleotide messenger RNA. NCBI's taxonomy places the organism in Eukaryota, Metazoa, Cnidaria, Anthozoa, Scleractinia, Pocilloporidae. The record is from the annotation of a GenBank genome assembly.
AUGUCAGGAACAACUCCGAGAACUACACGACCAUCUUCAGAAAAUUUAAAGAAAACACGUAAAACGCAAGCUUUCUCAACGGAGAACGAACUUGUAGGCGCCCGAGGAGGCACGAAACCGCGAAUUGCACCCUCCGUGAUAGAUCAUGGAUUUCACACAGAUAAAUACAAAACUUACUAUAGUGCUUGGACGCCGGUUUUAAAUAGUGCAUCAAACAGUAAGGUAAAGUAGCUUGGCCAAGUGUUAAAGAGUAAUUGAAAUUUUACGGUUGUUUAGUUAAUGGUGUGUUUAAACAACCAAUUUGAGUUCCACUGUUAUGGAAAUUACACAGUGUGAGUUUGAAAGCAUACUUGUGAUGAUUACAAGUUUAACAUUGUUUCCUUCACUCGGUUUGUUUUAGAUUUUCGUAGAGCGCUUGGAUUUGAUCGGACACUGGGUAAGGAAGGAAUAGAAUUAAAAUUUUAUGACGAAAUGUUUAGACGAAACAAAAAUGUUACAUUGUUAAAGUGUUUCGUUUAUUUCAAUCAGUAACCACUUGGAACUUCGAGCCAUGUCUUAUUUAUGAAACUUACUGUCUGUAAUUAUUUGCGGUUGAAGAGUCUCAGUUUGAAGCAGUUUUUCAGGAGUAAUGUGGGUUUACUGAAAAAUUAAACCCAAAGCUAAAAAUGUUUAGAUUUUACUCAAAUUUGCAGUCUUUUCGCUACAUCAUUGGCCCGGGGUGGUGUCGGGGGGGGGGGGGGAGGGGUGGGGAUGAGGGAUGAGGUUUACUUUGGGAAACUUAUAGAAAGGCGGCUUUCUUUUAAACCAAUAUGAUGUGAUUCAACUUAUUUUGUGUCAUGUGACACAAAGGGAUGACUACUUACAUAUGUACAUGAUUACAGAAAAAGAAGUAACUGAAAAUUUUGUGUUUUGGUUAGACAUCAAGAGUCAUUUAAAUGCCUUUUACUCUGUGAAAUAACUGUUAUAAAAUUAACAGAUUGGUACUCAAUGGUUUUGAUAAAUCUUCCUGAACUUUAGGGUUGUCAUUCUUGGUGUUCAUGCAAUAGUCCCUACCUUUGAUGUGUAAGAAGCCUGAACAACUACUGCAUAGGAGACUGGUGAUUUCUACCCCAUCGAGUUAUGCUUAUCAAGGGAGGGAUGAGACUUAUCUUAUCACUUAGGUGGUGGCUUAAUGUAAAGAGGGUGCAUUAAUAAGGGCAGGGUGCUGUAAGACCCCACCUCUUGGCUAAGUGCCCUCCCCCCCUGUUCCCUCUUCCUUCUGCUUAGUGAGUUGGUGGAUGUGCUGAUGGCCUAGGUUCUAGGCCUACAAGCAUUAGGGUUGUCCUAAUCAAUGACCAUUCACCUCUCUUUUCUCAAGUCCACUUUAGUUCAUAUUCUUAGGGAAUAACUUUAUUAGCCCCAGGCCUCCAUUCUGUGCCCAGCUAAAUGUUGACUGACAUUUGGUUGUCAUAUGAUCACUUGGUUUGUCAAGUAAAUUGUUCUAGUUGUUUCUUUAUCCUCUCACCUCCCUCCCUGGAGACCUUUUCUUGAUUCCUCAGGGACUCCUCGUUUCAUCAGUAAAAUGUCCAAUCAGAUUCUGUCUUAUAUGUUGUGCAAGAGGAGAGUGGCUGGGAAUAAUUAUUAGAAUUUAAUAUGGUGUUCUAUCAAAUUAAUUUAUCUUAAAUUCUCAUUACCUAAAGUAUGUGAUUGGGACUUUUAUUACGAUUCUUCAUGAAAAAAAUAUUGCAUAGUCACCAUAUAACAUUUGCCAUGCAUGAGAGUUGAAAAGUUCAGUGCCACGGAGAUUUUACCACAGAUUCUCAUAUUUUUCUUUAUGAUGUGUCAGUGUCUGAUUUCAAAACAAUCAUGAUGAGAUCCACUUAAUGCCAAUUUUUUUUUUUUUCACAGUUUUCUAUGUGGACAGAUGCACAACGGAAGAAAUUUCUUACAUUUAUUCUAAAGAGAUGCACCAAGUCACAGUUAAGAUUUGUGAAUGAAGGAUGGUUCAAAAAACAACUUCCAAUUCUCCAUUUAGACUUCACAACUGUUUUGCCACAGUUCAUAUCCACAUAUAUUUUUUCAUUUUUGGACCCAAGAAGUCUUUGUCGUGCUGCACAAGUGUCAUGGCACUGGAAAUUUGUAUGUGAACAAGAUGUCAUCUGGAUGCCAAAAUGUUUGCGGUAUGGUUGGUAUUUGCCUUACACACCAAGCAGUAGAGAAUUUGGAUGCUGGAAACACCAUUACAUCAUGUGCACUAGCUCCCUUGAUAUGGAAGCUCCAUCUAGGAUGGUAAGUUUUUUUCUUAUCUGAUAUGUUACAAAUAACUGAUAUGUGAGGCAAUGUGCAUGUAUAUACACUGUAGGCCACUGAAGGUGUGUUCAUUUCAUUUUCAUAGGCAGAGAAUUAUGGUCAAUUUGCUGACAACAGCCCUAGAGUUACUCAAGGAAAGAUCAAACAAAAAGCAAAUGAAAAGAGGAAGAUCAGAGAAGCAAAGUAUUACAGAGAAGGUAUAUAGGGACAUAAACUGUAAUCUGACCUUGUAAGCUAAAAUAACAAAUUUUAACAAAUAAGACAAGAACUCUCUCUGUCUCUCUAUAAGACUACAUUAGGUAUCUUUCUUUGCUUUAAAGAAGACUUUUUUUGUCCACAGUAGCUUGUUUUUCACCUUUUAUUAUUGCUGUCUCUAUUUUAUAGAAGUUGAUGAGCCAUUUUUACCUAAUCCUUAAAUUUACUUUUAUCACACAAAACCUCCUUCAUCGUAGUACAACUACUGUUAUUUACCUUUAAAUGAGCCAGAAAUGUUAAUUAACUAUGUUUUCGCCUAAAUUACAGAAAAGUAUAUUAUGUAAGAGCAGUGCAUUAUCUUAUAUGGACUUGAUUGAAACCAUGUUGCCAACUGAAAAAUAAGCUUUGUAAUAAAAUUCUGCCCCAGACUGCUGAUAAUCUACAUCUUUCUGUGUCCUCUCUUUUCUUUCAUUAGAGACUCGCCGUCCACCUUGGUUGGACACUGAUCCCCAACCCAGGGACUUGGAGAAUUCAAGGAAGGCUAUGCUUUAUGAGCAUAAUCCAAAUCAACCAUAUUCUCCCAACCAGCUGAGAACUGAGAGACUGGGACUGAGUACCAGACCUUUGCACAGGAGGUCAGCGACUGCUCCAGCACACAUGGCAAUAGAGAAGGUUAUGAAGGUAAUUACUUAGUGUUAAAUACUGUAAAAUGAGUGGGCACAUUAGUUAACCCUUUUACUCCCAUGAGUGACCAAGACAGAAUUUCUCCUUACAAUAUCAAUACAAUAUCAUUCAGACAAGCGAUGAGAAUAAAACAAAAUAUAAAUUAGGGGAUAAUAAGUUGAUCCAAUAUCAAAUUCUCCAAACGAACAUCACAAGAACUGUAUGGCAGACAGUAACAAGAAUUACUAAUGAGAUUUUGGGAUUUAAGGGGUUAAACCUCAUGCAAUCUUAAAAUAAGCAUCAAAUAAAAUUAGAUAUAAUUCAUUCACUCAAUGACAAUGGAAUGCAAUUUUGUCAUAAUGUUAUCAUUUUACCCCCAACCCAACCCAAGAUAACAGAAACCAGCACCCUAACUUUGUUUUUUGUCCACUUUAGUUUGCAUUGAAAUGGAAGAGUGCAAAAUUUUGUCGGCUUGUUUGGGAAAAUAUUCAGACAGAAUCUAUAACAAAGGUUGCUUUGUAUAGAAGGAAGACCCAGGGAAGGGGGUGGGGGGGGUAGUGGAAAUAAAAUGUAAAGGGUUAGACCUCGAUCCAGUCCGUACUAUCCACCUUACUGAAAUAGGAGUUACUUCAUCCCUUAAUUAGUAAUGUGUCACUUUUCUUUUAUUUGGGACUUAGUGGAGUUUUGCAAUUUUAUUUUUGUCUUAGAUCAGCGAAACUGUCGACGUCAACGGCAAUGUUAUUGAAGAAGGAAAAGAACCAGUUCCCUCUUCAAAGUUGACACUCACAGAAGCUCUUGCCGCUGAGUCUGGAGGUACACCUCACUUGUGCUAUCACUUUACUGAGCCAGUUUAUACACAUGUUAAUUAUUUUUGUCUCGACAUCAUCUCUCAGGGAUGGAACACCUGAGAGUGACUGGUUGAGUACGUUGUUUUAGAUUUUAGAUUCAAGCAUUAAUGCUUAUUGGUAUUAGUGCUCUAGACAAGAUUAACAACUCAGAAAUGCACCUCAACAUUCCAGCUACAAAAUCGUUAUUCGUGGUGUUUGUCAACUCACUCUUGCUUUUAAUGAAUCUGUAGUGGAUCAGACGUGGCCUCAACCAGUUCCUUCUUCACCAGUGCGACGGUAGGUUGUUAUGUCAUAAUAUUAAGUCCAUCUUAUUUCUGCCACUCUGUCUUUCAUAGAUCAAACCCAUCACUCACUUACCAACUCUCUCAUGCUUCUGGUUUAUCUUACGACGCAAUGUAAUUGGCCCAGAAAAAUCACCCCACUCUCUGAUCGCUUGCUUUUUCUCGCAUUUUUAAAGGCUGAUUACGCACGACAACUGUAAUUUACAGCAAUUUUGAAUUGAGUUUGGAAAGUAAUCUGGGAUUGCUUUGGUUAUACUUAACUCUGUGAUUGGAUACUUAGCUCUGUGGUUGGUCCAAAAAACUCGCGCCAUCCUCUUAACCAAUCAAAUGCAAAACUAUAAACAAUCGCGACUUGGUAAUUCGUUUUUUUUCCGCGCUUCCAGCAGUAAGUUUUCACUUUGAGUUCUCAUUGGCUAAUAUAAUGCUAACCUUUGUUCUGAUUGGUUGCUGGGAUUAAUUUGGUUUUGGUUUUUCGACGUUGACGGGUUGACGUUGUGACUUUAACCUAUGACAUUUGAAGAUUUCGUAUUCAGCAAGAACCUUGAACUUUAAUGUAAGUCAACGUACGUUUUUACUUCUCUUUGGAACAAGCAGUUUGUGCAUAAAUCCGACAGAAACUUGGACACAAUUUUUAUUUUCUUUAUUUUCGCAGACAAGAUCUUACGUGUGGAAUUCAUCCUAGUUUGCAUGACUCCAUGCUAAUAAAAAGAAGUUCUCAGGUAUCUGAUAUUUUUGUGUUCCGUGUGUUUUAUCCGCUAUGUUUUGCUGAACCUAACUAGCGUAGUUUUACAAUUUACUUUGAAACCUUUUAAAAUGUACGGACAUAUUCAGUCUAUGAAACAAUUAUGAUAACUUAAGGUGUCCUCGCACGUUUUCGUCCUUCCUUAGUAAUGUUUCUUUCUUUUUUUUCCAUGAGAAAUGCCACAAUGCUUACAGCCUUAUCUAAAAAAUGAUUUACAAUUCUAGGACCUUUCAAGCUCCGUUAAUCCUGCCGUUAUAUUUAUUUCAUCGGAAAUCCCAGCAUCUGAGGUAGGUUAACCUUCUCGUGAAGCCGCAAAAAAAGAUUGCAUUUCCCUCUUCCCGCUUAUCGUUAGAAUCCUUCAGUUACUUAUGGAGGUGAAAGCCUUUAAGGUUUAGAUACUCUUUGACAAGAAUAUGGAGGGCGGGAAAAGUUCAGUGAGUCACUGAUUAAUGUAGUAGUAUGUACGUUAGAGAGGUUUUGAUUGCUUUAAGGUUUGCAUCUGUUUGGUCGGGAGGCUUCAAGACCAAUCACUGUGCUUGUGUGCACUGAAGAAAAGAAAUGUGAUGCAAUCCUGGAUGCAACACUGUGAGUUCGGGAAAGCGCUUUUCACUUCAAUGUGGUCCCUUAAGGCAACUCUUGUUUCUUUUCUCUUAUACUUUCUUACUUGCGUUUAGCCUCGAUAUUGCAUUUUUUCGUGUAAUACCUCAUUGGGCUUUGGCUUUUCUCUCUUUUGGUUAGUUAUUGUUAGAAGCUGUUAAGUUUGGAGUCAUUGCAAUCCCGUACGAGUAUGAAGGCACAACCUUAGACGCCUUGAUGGAAAAGUUAAGGCUCGCUCUGCAGGGAAGACAAGCCAAGUGAGAAUUUUCUGAUGGUUGUUAUCUAUCAGCACAUGUUAAUCCAUCAAAUGUUUUUGCUGGAGCGUGAUUGGUCGUAUCUUGUGACGUUACUAAAUACGCUCCAGUUAAAACUUGGGAAUACCCAGUAUUAUUAAAUUUUCAACUUCGAAUAUUGCAUAUCUAUUGUUCCGAUUGGUUCACUCAACUUCGGUUAUUAGCACAUAUUCCGAGAUUUGUUAUGGUUAACGCGUCGCUACGUGACUUGUGGACUAUUUAUCAUCUCGUGUCCAGCUUUCGCUCGUUAAAAUGAUUGUUUAUCAUUCCCUUAUUUUCAAAUCUACCUCAGUUACCUUGAAAGCCUUCGCUUCAAACUUAAUUUAUGAUGGGAAGGUUCUCUACUGUUGUUACACAAGAAGAGAUGUUUAUGACGCGAAGCUGUUCGAGAGAAUUUUGUGCUGCGUACUACGUUUUCAAAGAAUAAAAAAGAACAUUCGCCUUUAUUUGGCGUGGCAUUUGUGAUUGUUUUUCGUCAGACGUCUAAGUUUAUGGUUUUAGUUUUCCUCGAAGCUCGAGGAAAGCCGUUCUCCUCUCGGAAGCUACUUGUGAAGUUCUAGAAGUAAGACAUUGUGACUGAGAUUGGUAUGUUUGAACGUCAACCAGGGAAACAGUCGGUUACAUGAGGCCGAAGCUUGCUUGAAAACUUGUUUUUAUGUUCUCGACUUCGUUACGAAGCAAGAACUUAGUCGAUAUCCAGUGUUCUUGACUUCUAGUUUAAUUUAACUCAACGGUCUGGUAUUUCUAAAGUUUUGCUCUCUUUGUAUCGUCUUUCACAGUUGCAUUGGUUUGUUUGCUUGGGGUGACUGUGGCACAAUACGUCUUGUGAAAGGUCAGUGACCAUGUCUAGCUAACUUAGAGUUUUCUUUUUCGUUCCUUUUUUUUAAGGAUCUGAAUCUAACUUUUCAAGUCAAGGAAUUUUCAAUUUUAACUUCUGCUUUCAUAUCUUUAUGAUUGCAUUUUUGAUUAAUCACAGAAAUCUUUCUGUGACUCGUUGCGAAUUCACAUUAAAAGCGGCUUUUGUGCUGAUGUUGGGCGGCGUGUGCUGUUGAAACUAAGACAGUGUUUUGUGCACAGGUAAGAUAUUAUCAGAAGAGACUGUAAAUGAACCAAACAUGCGACACUUCUGGGAAACAGUUACGACAAGUGUUAUGGCGCGAGAAUCUGGAGGUCACAUGGACAUAUUUAUACCGUUGGUUGAAACAGGUGAGGAGUCUCUUAUUUGUUCACAAAGAAAAAAAAGUUAUGGGUUAAUUCGUUAACUGGUUUACCAUCGUGCUUUACUGAGGCUGCAGAAAUCAUAGAAUCCUUUACACGCUGGCUAAAGUAGGCAUUUGAAACGUCGCUAGGGAGCACGCAAAUAAUUUACCUCGCACAUUGCACUUCCAGGAGUUCAAAAGAAGCUGGUGUCCAGUCUACCGCCGCCCAUAAGACCUCAGCUAAUACUGUCGUCCGUUGAUCCUGCCAGCAAGCUCUCUUUCAUGUUUGAGUUUCACCUUACAGCCCCUUUUUGGGUACAACUGCCCGUUACUCCAUCAGCAGUUGCUUAUGGAAAGAGUUAUUGAAACCCCCCUUUUCCAGACUAAGUACCAUGUACUAGUUUUUUUGACAGAAAUGUUUUUCAUCUCCAUUCAGAGAAAGGAAUGGACCUGUUGGUACAGUUGGGUCUCUUAACCGACAUGCAGUUUUCUUGUCCUACUGGAAUGACAGGAUCCUUUGCAAGAGGUGUGGUUGGUAACCAAAAACUUUACAUGUUUAUUUUUAUUGAAUAUCUUUCGAGUAUGAGCGCCUGUUUUGAGGGAGAUACUUAAGCUUAGUUAUAAUUGUGUUGAAGUUCUGAUUGAAUGGUCCUGAGCUUCAGUAAGGGCCAAGGAUGUGGUGUUCCUGCAGGGGCAAGACAAUUCCUCCAAAAUGCCUCUCUCGGUUCAAGGUUUAAACGGAACUUGUCAGGGAAACGUGACGAAAUUUUCAAAAGAAAACCUGGGAGGGACGAGUAUUCCACCCAGGGAUUGAGAGAGAAAUUAGAAAAGUCUUUACUUGAGCCACUUGGCGAAUCCAUCCCCCUUCUCCCCGUUGAAUGGGAUGCUACUCCAUCGCCACGUUUCAUCAGGCUCCUCGGACAAUUCACCAGUAUCUAUUUAUACUCCUGGUUGGAGAGAAGCGCUGUGAGAGUAAAACGUAUAGCCCCAAGAACACAAUUUAACCAUUAGGCCGCCAUGUCUCCAACGCUGUAAGAGAAGGGGGGAGGGAGAGGGAGGAGGUAGGCAGCAAUACUAGGGCCACAAUAAUCACGUGAGCCGUCAUUCUUAUUGAUCUCUUCUUGAGACUUUAUCUUUAACUCGUGGUAUAUUUUCUAUAUAUUUUCUAUGAUAUAAAAUCUUGUCUUAAACGAUUCCACAGUGGAAAGCGAAUGGCUGUUUGUCCCCAACUCUGGUUCUCCGCCAUCUUUGUAUUUUAAUGCGACAAAAUUUGGUUCUUGGUCAAACACGGUGGAUUACAUCGAGGUUUGUUAUUUUGACACUCAACAAUUUAUUUCAUGUUUCAGUUGAAAGAGAGGGAAUUUUUAUUAAGUUACGAUAUAAGCGUCUUUUUUUGUCUCAUAUGUAGGAAUGCGUUGAUGUUGUAAAGAAAAAUCUCGACUGUUUCUUUACUGAAGAACAGAGAGAUCUGGCUAAGCGUCUUGUUGGUAAGUUAACGCCAAAGAAUGCCUUGAGAAACUGAUUUAACGUGACAACGGGCAUCGAUUGGGAAUCAGCUGUACUUCCCAAAAACGUUGGAUGAAAAUAUAGAAUAAUAAAGAAGAGGAAAAUGACAUGGAAGGAUAACGUACCCUGAUGGAUGUGCAGUCGUAAGAUUUUAAAAAGUUGAACUUCAAAAUUAAAGUUGUAUUUGCAAAUGCUUUGCCAUUUCCCGGUCACUGAUUUGCCCUUAUUUUAGAGCUAAAAUUUAAGUUAGCGGACAAAACAACUGCUCGAGGAAAAACUUGGUGUUGUUAAUAUGUCUUUUCUAGAAGCUGAGUUGUGUGACGUUUUUGUUUCAGGACAAGUCACUUUCGAAGCCCUAGGGAUGUACGAGUUGCACAACGUUUCUGAGAUUGCGACUGUUCUUGUUGAUGCAGUCGCCUCUCUUGGAAGGAACAACGCAUCCAAGAAUUGGGUAUGCGUAGAAGAUUGUGUAGUUACCGCUUGUUGCGAUGAUUUCAAAAAACUCCCCUGAAAAUAGUUACUUACGCCCGUGCAUAACGCAUAAGUUAUCUCAUAACUCCUUGACCCCCUGAGAGUGACUAGUAUCUAAUUUCUCCUUACAACAUCACUCCCAAAUCAUGCAUUAAGGUCACGAGAAUAAAGGAAAUGAUCAACAUUGAACUGAAGAAGCUCUUGAUUAUUAAACAAAUUCUCCUUUUCAGCACCUUAGGAAAUGUACAGAGAACAGUAUGGAGAAGAUGCAUACUAAUUGUAAGGCUGUAAAGUGUUUGCAAACGUUUCGACUACCUAUAGAUGCGCAAAUAACUUAUUUUUCGACUCUUAAUUGCGUGAUACCGAAUGGUUAAACCUAUCUAUAACGCGCUCUUGUUAAAUAUUACAUCUAAAGUCACUUUUUUGUUUUUGCAACGUUUUUCGUUUCUUUUUACUUGUGUUUCAUUAGAGUGACCCAGUGCAGGGCCUCAUCGAUUAUCUACAGAAGCACGGACAUAAAGAUAAGAAAUUAAAAAAAGUUCGUAAAACAACGGUAAGUCAACCAUUUAUCCCCCGCAUUACUUUGGGAAGGGUGUGGAUUUUGCUCACCGUAAUUACUCGAUUGAAUACCGCCCUCGAUUAAACGCUGAAGAUGGAAGUAAGAUUGCCAUUUAACACCACCCUCUAAUAAAGGAAGGAAACUUAAUCAGGAGAAAGCAGCGCGCAUUUGAGGAUAUAGAAUAUCACGAUUAUUCACAUCUGCAAUAUUUACAAUAUACCAAACUCAGCAUAAUUGUCUUGAACUCCUUCCUAAAAGAUCUGUUCAUGAUCGUGUACAACACAGGGUUGAUUAAACUACUAAUGUUGCAGGCGUAUGGUACUAGCAAUGAGAUAUCCCGCGGUAUUCUUCCCAGACUGGCGCGGGUCGUAAUGAUUAGUACAAGUACUGGAAUCCAUAGCAUUACGAAGGCCAGCACUAUGGCGUACAUAAUUUUCGUGAUGUUCACUUCUCUCAUUCGCAUCACCAUUAUUGUCUCUCCAUUUUGUAAACCUUGUCCGACCUGUGUGCCAUCACCAUCUUCAUUUUUCGGCGCCUGCCGUGGUUGAAUGCGUUUUAUCGUUCGAGAAACUCUGCAGUAGCUGAAAAAAACUGUUAGGAGGGAGAGUGUGAUGAAGACGCCAAGGGAUGCCAUAGUGUAGACCUUGUGUUUGGACGAAGGAACACACACAGCGUAAUUAGCAUUAAAGGCGAACCCAUCCUCGAAUGCAAUUGGUAGCGGCGUCAAUGCAAAGAAGACCCAGACGAUGAUCAUUGCCAUAAGGGACUUUCUUGGGGUGAAGAUUUUUUUGAACAGCUCGAGCCUUGUGACCCGAACAUAUCUGUUGAUGGCCGUGAAAGACAUGGUGCCGACAGUGACGUGUGUCAUGAAAAGAACAGAAAAGCCGCAAACGGAGCAGCCCACCCGCCCAAACUGCCAAUGACCACUGACCAGAGUCACUCCCACAAACACACCGUUGGUAAGGAAGUUGAGAAUGUCGCUGAUCGCUAAGGCGUUGACAUAUAUGGGCGUAUACCUCCGUAAGAUCGGAUUUCGUACCAAGGCAGCGAACACCAGAAUGUUUCCCAAGAAACCAGCCAGAGCCAAAAUUGUCCAAGAAAUAGACUCCAGAUAAACUCUAAGGAAGCUGCGCGCAGAAAGCUCAACUGAUGACAUUGUUUACUUUUCUGUUCUCUUCUUUAUUCCUGAAUCUGCAAAUGAAAUUGUAAUGUAUUAGUUAGUUGCUGAUUUGAGCAGUUUUGUCAACUGAAAAAAAAAAUUACCUUGUCAAUUUUCUUUAGAUUUUUAGCCUUGAUUUAUGACUCUCGAUUUCUUAAUGGUUUUUUUUCCUCGCGGCGUUUUUGGCGAAAUCGGUCGGUUUCAUGACUUCGUCUCACACAUCUCCGGUGAAAAAAGGGCAACCGGAAAAUAAUUCCACUUGAAGGCAAUGUCAGGGUCUUUUCUGAGCACUAAAAGAAGCGAUAUUAGCGAGUUUGAAACGCAGAAUUAUCAGCGUAAAUGAAUCUCCAGUUCAUCUGUUUUAGGGAAAGAAGAAACAAAUUUGUGCCGCAGAAUAACUUGUUUAAAGCUGUUUCAAUAUAGAGGACACAAAAGGUGUUAUUUUUUUAGACUUAGUACAGUUUUGGUUUAUGGUAAUUUGUGAUGCAAAACCAUUUGUAAUUAAAAUAGAAUGGAACCUUUUGUUAAAAAAAUAUUACAUAACAAAUUCGCUUGUUGUUUGGUCAUGGAAGCGUUUAAAAACAUUUUCGAUAAAUAGUUUUGCGGGAACCUAUUUUCGGUGAAGAUCAGACGUUAAUUGUGGUAAAUGGACACUUAAUGUUUCUCUAUUUGUUAUGUAAAAACGUUCGGGGGUGUUCCUAAAGAAGUGAAUCGCAACGAGCCACUCUAUAGUACGCAUGCAAUUUGCAGUUCCUCGGUCCCUUCACGAUAUUGUGAAAGCUAAGCUGAUAUUUUUUAACUGAAUUGAGUAAUAAAAAGUGGAGUCCAAUAUUAAGGCGCUUAAAUUGUUAAUGAAAUGAUAUUUCCCUCCAGCAAUAAAAGGAGGUCGAAUUGGUGAGGAUUAUGAUAGAAGUUUGAGCUUAAUGACAGGUCUGUGAUGAGGUUUCACCUGCUAGAAAAUUUAACUUACUUUUGUUUGUUUAGGUGCAACAAGAUGAUUUUGCUUCAGUAGUGGAAACUGUUGAUGCUGAUUCCGAGGACGAAUUAAAUACAAGCCAUUUGGUAGGUUAUGAAAGCAGUAUCAUGAUUAUGAUCAUGUAAAAUCGUAGACGGGUGUUUGAAAGUGAUGGCGGAGAAACUCACUGGAGUUUCACCUCACUCAAAUCUGCCAUCAAAAAUUCCAUAGCUUCGUCUUCUGGCUGUGAUUCGUUUUUAGAAACUUCACGUUCGGUUUUAGUGAGUUUCACUUUUACAGCUUGCCUGAAGCGUGGAAGGGCUUCCGUUGAGGAGGAAAUUAAUCUACAGAAUAUGCAAGGCGGAAUUUUAACAAAAGAAAAAUUAAUCCCACCCAGAUUUCCAUGUGAUGUGUGAUAAACAUUUUCUUCUCAUCAUUGAGCUGCACUCAAUUUGGGUCCGUCAAAAUAUAUUCUUCCGAUUACACGCAGUGUUUUAUUUCCCCUUGCUUUCAAAGUGCAUAACGCCUUCAAGUUCAUCUCAUAUUUUCGAGAAUCUCUUGUGUUAGUUUAUUCAGUUCUGAAUGUCUCAACAGGCAACAACUCUAAUCGGUGCUCAUAUCGGGGAAUGACUGGUCAUUGGGAUUUAAAUCCCCUAUAAAAUGGCGCUUGUGAUAGAAGCUCAAACUUCUGUCAUAAUCCUAACAAAUUCGACUUCCUUCACGGAUUUUACUGCUGGGUGAAAGAAUCAUUUUCACUAACGAUUUAAGCGCCCUAAUAUUGGACUCCACUUUUUCUCAAUUCAAAAAAAUCUAAUUUAAAGUUCCCUUUCCGAAGGCACUCCAAUCUGAGGCCAGGACCGGCACGUCGGUUGGUGAAAAGAGGGCACAAGUAGCUCAUGAAAUACUCUCAACAGAGGUGGAAUACAUGAGAUGUCUGUCUAUUAUUCAAGAUGUUUUUAGGAAGCCUUUGCAAGCAUCCCUUGCCUCAAACAGGUUUGUAUUAUGGAAGAUAUCACAUUGACUGACUCACUCUAGCGAUAACGAAGCUUUAUAAAGUGAACCCUUUUUUCUCGUGGAGCUAACGUUUAAGAUGUUAGUUGUGAUUAGAAUUAGGACGAGUAAAGUGUUGAAGAGACAGCAGAAAUUUCAGUUUGACUGCACUUUAGCCGAUUUAACUAAAGAAAAAAGAAAGAUAAAGCAUUAAUUGCAAAAAGAAAACAGUUAAAAGGGGCAUUUUUAUCCUAAAUAAUGUCUCUUUCGGGUUAUGCAUGGUAAUUUGUUACCCAACGCGAAACUGAUGUAUGAAAGGAAGGAAACUUUCCGCCUCUCUGCAUCGCUCUCUUUCUCUUUCUGUUUUGUUUAGCUUUCCUUUGUGUUUUUGUUUCGCUUUCUGCAUUAAUAGCAGGCUCCAAUUCCGUGGAACGAAGUUCUGAUAAGAGAGGCUCACCGUAUUUCAACGUAGAAAUUCACAACAGCUGGGGUGAAUUAAACUGUUCUUGCUUUUUUCGCGGCGCAUCCAAAUAGAGAAUUUAUUGGUUUGGAACGAGAAAGGGAAAACAAAACAGAAAAAGUAAGAGCUAUCGGGGCAAGAACAAAAACUUCAACCUACUGUGUCAGUUGUAUAGGUUUUGAAAAAUUAUCUCCGUGUUGGAUAGUUGUUGUCUUUUUCCACGUAACAAGUUUUUUAAUUUUUAGGGCCAUAAUCAGCUCCGCGAAUAUUCAGAGUUUGUUUGCUGACAGUGAGACGCUACUGGCCCUUAGCAGGUAUAAAAGAUAAGAAGGGAUACAGAUGGAUAAAGAUCGAGGAGAUCGACUAAUUGCAAAUAACGAAUGCGAGAAGCACACUUUGACUUGCUUGAUUGAUGUUCUGCAUACUAAUUUCCAGGAGUAACACAACACUGUGGAUUUUUCUUAUAUUAGCUAUCUCAAAAAAAAAAACACACUGUUGGACCUUAUCCCUUGUUUAACAACCUAAAUCGACAAGAAGAAUUAGCUACCCUGGCAUUUUACUAGAUAUUCCUGACAGUUCGCGGGUGCCUCUCCUUACAUUUAGCCGCGCGAGGAGAAGCUCUGUAAGAGUUAAGUGUCUUUAGGAAACAAUACAAUGUCCCAAUCAGAGCUCGUACCCAGAUCUUAGACAUCUGGUAUUUUGCGUGCAAACAAUUGAUCCCAGAUAAUAACAGUUUUUCGUUUGAAUCUGUUUCAGUCUUCUGGUAAAUGACUUGUCAAGCCGAUUAGACGAAUGGAAUUCGCAUCAAGUAAGUUCACGGGGACCAAGCAUGUCUCCCGUCUCUGAAACAAAUUACACUUGCGAUAUUUCUCGCUCAAAAGUAACUGAAUCUAGUUCAAACAAAGUAAUCAAAUAAUGUAUUUGCACUCAAGAGCUACAGCUUUCAACUUCAGUUACGCUUUGCUCAGAUAAUAGGAGAUUCUUGAAUUGAUUUUGUUAGAAACAAGAGGGAUAUCCCUUCAACUUCUCUUCGCAGAUAAGAAUCUUAGGACCAGUUCCUUGUUGAUAUUAAAAAGAGCUAUUUUCGAUCAACGUUACAUUGCAGCCAUCUCAUCCCCCAAUAAAGAGUAACAUGAGAGUAACAAAACUUGUCAGCCAAAGGGUUUCAUUGUAAUAUAACAUGAGAUUCUCUCAACUGCUCAACAAGCAAACGUUUAGCUGCUAAAAAGGAGAAUUACAGAUCGGAUUUUUGAGUUAAGGGGUCAAAGAAGUCAGCAUAAGUUAAUAUAACAUAAAAGUAUUGAGUAAGCUGCCAUUUAUUACUACUGAAAUGUUACUAUGCUUAAUAUUUUUCAGAUUCUGGGAGACAUUUUCCUCAAGUUCAUAAAUCAGCUGCGGGCCUACACGAACUUCCUGAACAAUUAUCCUGUCACUCUACAAACACUUGAGAGGGUAAGAAACCGCAAGUGACCUUAAACUUUUUGCGGUCUUUGUCCUCCUUGAGGAAAAGAUAUUAACCUGUUUCUCGCACAAAACUUAUUUCAAGAAAUGGAGCUAGUUCAGGAUAAGUUUUCAGGAUCAAAAGAAAGUACCUCAAGAUCGCUUUGGUCGUGCUUUACUCUGUGAUUAGUCUAUAAAAACAAUACUAAAUUACCGUGUUUCUAAACUAAUGGGACGACUUGGACACAACCAAGUUUUGGCCACCGUAAAUAAUUUUGAAGUUUCGAGCGUUAGCCCCUCUUCAUGGCUGGUUUUUACUUUGAGUUUUCCCGCGCUUUAGGCAGUAUGGCUGGUUUUACUUUGAGUUCCCUUUGGCUCUUAAAAGUACCUUCAUUCUUCUGAUUGGCUCUUGUGAUUACUCUGGUUUUGAAAAUACGAUACUCAAUCGACAAGUGCUAUAAUAUUGCAUUUUAAACCGUCCGAUUACAUCCAUCCAUUAGUAUGCAAGGGAUCAUUGGUUCGCACAAAAUCUCAUAUUUUCUUUCGGUGUUGAAGGUGGAAAAGCGAAAGGUUUCCUGAUUGAGUUAUGACUGCAUCGUCUGUUUCGUUUAUUUGUAACAGUGUAGAGAACAGAAUCCUCAGUUUCGUUCAUUUCUCGGCCGUCAUGAAAAGCAGCCAAGCACAAAAAUGAUGAGGUAGGUUGUAGAAACAAACUGAUCAACGGACAGACGAACAGAGUGAACCUUUGAGACUUUGAUAGAUUGCUCAUGUUUGCUGAAAGGUCCACACGUUAAAUCUUUCACCCCCAGUUCCAUCAUAGUUCGCAUUUAUUGAAGAGUGAACUAACUCUUAUUGUCACAUUUCAUUUUCAGUUUACCAGAAUUCCUUUUUCUUCCGGGAAGAAGAGUGAAAAGGUUGGUAAACUGAAGAGUUGCCAAACUUUUUUUCCUUUUGAAAAGUAACCUUCUAGCCCAGAAAUAGGAAAAAAAUUGAAACAUGCUUUUAAGGCCAAACAUUACCAAAUUUUUAAAGUUGUCAUCGAUUUCGAAACGUGAACAGAGCUUAUUUCUUUUUCUUUGUCUUUAGUUACGUAGAACUGUUGGAGGCUUUCUUGAAGUACACGCCCCCAGAUCACGUGGAUAGGAAAACCCUCCCUCAGGCCAUCGAGAAGUUCAAAGAUCUCGACUGUUUAUUCAGAGAGGUGAAUGCAGCAGAGGAGAGCUUUGUUUAGUUUAGGCAAACUGUUACUUUAGUCUCUCGUCAAAACGAACCCUAUCGCGACCGUCAUUUGGUGUAUGAAAUGACCAAAGCGUAUGCUGAAAUCUCGAAGCGAUGAAAAUGUAACUAAUUGAUGUAGUAAACAUUGAACACGAUCGUGGGUUAUAGAUAGAGCGCAUUUAGGAAGAGGUUCGUAAAACAAGACCAAAGUGGAAUGUUAAGUUUCAGUCUUUUUGUCCAGUUGGCGUAUACUUAAUGAAAUGCUCUUCUUAACAGUACAAGAACCGUCUAGAAAGAGAGAAAUUUCUCCAAGAAUUACAGAAGAGAAUAGUUAACUGUCCGGUGAGUCGUUUGUUUUCGUCUAAACAUUUGGAUUCUAAAACCUUAAAAGCGUGCACCUUAGAAAAUUCUAGAAGGGUUCGUACAGGCAAUACGGGGACAUAGAGGCCCAUGGUUAUUGCGCUGGUCUCCGGGUCUAGAGGUCUGGGUUCGAAACUGACUGAGUCAAUGUGUUGUGUUCUUGGGCGAAAUAAUUUAUUCUCACAAUGCGUUGCUCACCCACUAAAUGGGUACCGGCGAAUUAUCAGGAAGCCUGAUGAAAUGCUGGGGCGUAAUCUUGCGAUCGACUAACAUCCCUUCCAGGAAGGACUAAUAAUACUCCUAGUCGCUUCAUGCCAAGGUAACUGGGAUAAGGUCCGGCUUGGAGGGCCACUGGGCUCGAGUACAGACUUAACUUUCCUCCAUAUAUCUAAUAAUUACUUUCUUAUACAGGUGCUCGCUGAGAAGGGUCGCCAUUUCGUUCGUGAAGAGAAUGUUAUUCUGCUCUCCACUCCAAGCACUGGAAAAGAAGUAAAACCAGAAUUUAGGUAAACAGAAUUAAACCAAAUGUGAUUAGAAAAUAAAUAGUUCGUAGUCAUGCGUGCUUAUAUAAAAUUACGAAAUACCUCCUUUAUUCCAUUUCUUCCAUAUUUAAUAGCUGGCGAAUACCUAAGAACACAAUUGGAAAAUAAAUCAAUCAGUUAAGAGAUAAAUGAGAAGAGACUGGACCUCGAAUACAGAAUCAAAAUGUGGGAAUACAAAAAGAAUACAAAGGGGGGAGAGGAAGAGAAAAAUUGUUUCUUGAAAUUUGAAAACGAAAGAGAUUUUCUACACCUUAGACCAAUACGGUCACUUCAGAACAUGAUUGUAUCCGAUAAAUCAUUCUGUUAAUUUUUUUGUUGCCUUAAUUUAUGCCAGGAUUUACCAACAAGUUGGAGACCUUGGUUUCUUCUUGUUUAAUGAUGCUCUGGUGAUCACGACCCUAACCUACAAGUUUGUACCUUUCCAAAGAUUAGUUCAACGAAACUAUAAGUAAGCGAAAGCAAUAUAAUUACAAAUUUCUAUUCUUAAGUGAUUAGAGGUCGUUUUCGUAUCUAAUUUUGCUAUUUUAAGCUAUGUCACGCCACUCUUGCUCCAGUUGUUGCGUUUCCAGUUGAAUAGAACUGUCCCUUAAGUGUAUUUGUGUAUUUGUGUAUUUCAAUCACUUCUUGCUUCUCAAGGUUCCAAGCAUGCCUCACCUUGAAGAAACUGAAAGUGGAAAAUCUAGCUGAUUCAAAAUGUAAGUUUGUUAAUUGUUAGUCAAUAUAUCCCGCAAAAAAUUUAUAAAUCUGUUAAAAAUUCAAAUUCAAAUUUAUGUCGAGCCACCUGAUCAUUAAUCAGCCACUACCAGUCGUAUUGAGGGCAACGAAAGUGAAGGGUAUGUAAAAAAUAAGUGUCUGUGAAGCAGGAAAUGGAGUAUGACCUCAGCGAAUAAAAAACAGUUUUGAAUGUCUCCAAAUCCUCGGAAGGUGCUAAUGCGAACUCCCUGCCACUUCCUCUUUACUGGAAAAUCCUCCCAUAACAACGUUUUCAUUUUCAUUUUAGAUAUAAAAAAUGCAUUUACCAUUGUGUCACCAAAGAGAUUAUGGUUCUGCCAGUCACACUCAUGGGAUCAGAAAUUUCAGUGGAUUUCCGUUCUAGAGAGUGCCAUUACCUCAGCAUUAGAGAAAUGCUAACGCUCCAGCGCCGAAAAAAUCUCCUUUCCAGCCGUUGUUUGGUAUUGUCACGAUGUAAAAUUCAGUUUCUCCGUCGAAGAGCACGUCGUGUUACAGAACUAAACAAGGGCUGCUAAGAAAACAAUAACCCCAUUAUACCAAAUACCGUAUUCUUGCCAUAACCUUUUGGUGAGAGUUUAACGGAUUAUUCCACUAGCUAAGGAAAUUCUUCACAACGGUUUAAAGUGUGAUGUUCGUUCGCCCCUUGACACGAAUUUGUUUUGUUUUAUUUUAAUUUUGUUCUGAAUGCAAAUUAAGCAAAUACUCUUGUAAAUAAGUCAAUUUGAAUUUCACCUUUGUAAAUAGAGUAAAAUUGUUAUAUGAAUAACCAGAGCUAUUUUGAGGAAUUUAGAUAUAUGACCUGCGUGGAUUUUUUCAAUAAAAAAGGAGAG